ACAAAAUCCAAUAAACACUCCUUAGAGGUCUAAACAAAGAGUCUUGACUCAAUAGAACAGUAGUGUCAGAAUUAGAAGUUGACAGUUAUAUAAUUCAGCAAAGAAAAGAUUCUGCGGUUUUCUUGGUCUCUUUUGUGGUUGUAUAAUGGCGUCUGGGACAGUGGGAGGGUUGUCUGAGGUAUAUAGUAGUGCGAAAAGGAUUCUACUUAGGGCUCGGGACGGAAUGGAGAGGUUGGAGAGGUUUGACUCUGAUCUUACCGAUCUCUCCUCGUCUGUGAAACGAGAUAUUACUGAGGUUCAAUCUCUUUGUUCCAAUAUGGACGGUCUCUGGCGUUCGAUCCCUGUUAAAUCCCAGCGUGAUCUUUGGAGAAGAAAGAGUGAACAAGUAGGAGAAGAGGCCGAGUAUUUGAACCAAAGUCUGGAGAAGUAUAUGUGGAGGAAUCAGAGGAAGAUGUUGGAAGCGAAAGAGAGAGCGGAUUUGUUAGGUAGAGGGAGCGGAGAAGGAGCUCAUAUUUUGCAAAUAUUUGAUGAGGAAGCUCAAGGAAUGAACUCUGUCAAGAAUUCGAAGAGAAUGCUCGAAGAUUCGUUUCAAAGUGGAGUUGCUAUCCUCUCCAAAUAUGCCGAACAAAGGGACCGUUUGAAGAGGGCACAGCGGAAGGCUUUGGAUGUUCUGAACACUGUUGGGCUCUCCAACUCUGUAUUGAGGCUCAUUGAGAGGCGCAAUCGUGUUGAUACAUGGAUUAAAUACACCGGUAUGAUCGCAACGCUUGUCAUAUUGUAUCUCUUCAUAAGAUGGACACGCUAAAACCAGAGAACUUUAAUUACAUUACAUAGAUUGUAUGUAGAGAGUUAUGUGACUUCAUUUUAUGCGCUGGUGACACAUUUUUUGUUUAGUUUAUGCCUCUUACAAGACAUUUUCAAUACACUAGUUACCCAUAU
Arabidopsis arenosa is the source of this 939-nucleotide messenger RNA. Lineage: Eukaryota; Viridiplantae; Streptophyta; Magnoliopsida; Brassicales; Brassicaceae. The record is from the annotation of a GenBank genome assembly.